Trichoderma breve is the source of this 492-nucleotide messenger RNA. Its product is annotated as ER protein pkr1 domain-containing protein. The transcript has a single exon. The record is from RefSeq and is a predicted model, not a curated record. Gene Ontology annotation, cellular component: endoplasmic reticulum membrane. Bases 1 to 492 code for a protein of 163 amino acids. Gene Ontology annotation, biological process: vacuolar proton-transporting V-type ATPase complex assembly. NCBI's taxonomy places the organism in Eukaryota, Fungi, Ascomycota, Sordariomycetes, Hypocreales, Hypocreaceae.
AUGUCGUCCUUCUUCGUCGAGCUCUGGGAGGGCAUCUUCACGCCCGGCCCCACGCCCACCAUCCUCAAAGCCACAAACAUCACCUUCGCCGCCCUGCAGGUCGUCCUGCUGUCCCUCCUGUUCGCGACGUACAGCGUGCACUUUGUCGUGCUGUCUGUGCUGUGCGGCGGGCUGUGGUGGUCCAUCAACUGGUUCGCGCGCGAGCUGCGGAUCGCGCAGGCGGCCGAGGAGAUGAAGAACAAGAAUAAGCAGCUCGACGAGAGGAAGAAGAGCGGCGAGGCGUCGGGGUCGAGCGAUACUGAGGUCGAGGGUAGAGUGACGAGGCGGAGCGCGAGGAAUAAGAAGAGUAGUAGCGCUGCUGCGGCCGGGGAUGUCGAGCCUGUGGAGAAGAAGGGGGAGGUGAAGCAGCGGCCGUUGACGGAGUCAGUGUCGAGUGUGAGUACGGAGGAUGAGUGGGAGAGGGUGUCUGAGAAUGAGAGAGAGAGGAAGUGA